CGGGUUCUCACCCAACUUCCAUUAAGGACUUGGGGCAGGAGGGUGGAAGUUGUCGGUGGCGGGCAGGAGCGGGCCGUCGAGACCCGCGUGCGGACAGCAGAGAUCGCGGGGAGCGAGGGGUGCGGCAUGGAGCUCCGGGCAGCCAGUUUCUGCCUGGCGCUGCUUUGGGGUUGCUCGCUGGCGGCCGCGGCGGCACAGGGGAAGGAAGUUGUUUUGUUGGACUUUGCAGCGAUGAAAGGGGAACUCGGCUGGCUCACGCACCCCUAUGGCAAAGGGUGGGACCUGAUGCAGAACAUCAUGAAUGACAUGCCCAUCUACAUGUACUCCGUCUGCAACGUGGUGUCCGGUGACCAGGACAAUUGGCUCCGUACCAACUGGGUGUACCGAGAGGAGGCCGAACGCAUCUUUAUCGAGCUCAAGUUCACCGUGCGAGACUGCAACAGCUUCCCGGGCGGUGCUAGCUCCUGCAAAGAGACCUUCAAUCUCUAUUAUGCGGAGUCGGAUGUGGACUAUGGCACGAACUUCCAGAAGCGCCAGUUCACCAAGAUCGACACCAUUGCCCCCGACGAGAUCACAGUCAGCAGCGACUUCGAGGCUCGAAACGUCAAGCUGAAUGUGGAGGAGCGCAUGGUGGGGCCGCUCACCAAGAAGGGCUUCUACCUCGCCUUCCAGGACAUCGGCGCCUGUGUGGCCUUGCUCUCCGUCCGCGUCUACUACAAGAAGUGUCCUGAGAUGCUGCAGAGCCUGGCUCGCUUCCCCGAGACCAUUGCUGUGGCCGUCUCGGACGCACAACCCCUGGCCACCGUGGCUGGUACCUGCGUGGACCACGCCGUGGUGCCUCCCGGGAUCGAGGGGCCCCUCAUGCACUGCACGGUGGAUGGAGAGUGGCUGGUGCCCAUCGGGCAGUGCGUGUGCCAGGAAGGCUACGAGAAGGUUGAGGAGGCCUGCCAAGCCUGUUCGCCAGGAUUCUUCAAGUCUGAGGCGUCCGAGAGCCCUUGCCUGGAGUGUCCGGAGCGUACCCUGCCGUCCACUGAGGGUGCCACCUCCUGCCAGUGCGAAGAAGGCUAUUUCAGGGCACCCGAGGACCCGCUGUCCAUGGCCUGCACACGUCCACCUUCUGCCCCCCACUACCUCACGGCCAUCGGCAUGGGUGCCAAGGUAGAGCUGCGUUGGACCCCUCCCCAGGACAGCGGCGGCCGCAAGGACAUUGUCUACAGUGUCGCCUGCGAACAGUGCUGGCCAGAGUCUGGCGAGUGUGGGCCCUGUGAGGCCAGUGUGCGCUAUUCAGAACCUCCUCACGCCCUGACCCGCACAAGCGUCACAGUCAGUGACCUGGAACCUCACAUGAACUACACCUUCACCGUUGAGGCCCGCAAUGGCGUCUCAGGCAUGGUGACGAGCCGAAGCUUCCGCACUGCCAGCGUCAGCAUUAACCAAACAGAGCCCCCCAAGGUGAGGCUGGAGGACCGCAGCACCACCUCACUGAGCGUCACCUGGAGCAUCCCAGUGCCACAGCAGAGCCGAGUGUGGAAGUACGAAGUCACUUACCGCAAGAAGGGGGAUGCCAACAGCUAUAAUGUGCGCCGCACGGAAGGCUUCUCCGUGACCCUGGAUGACCUGGCUCCCGAUACCACCUACCUGGUGCAGGUGCAGGCACUGACACAGGAGGGCCAGGGCGCCGGCAGCAAGGUUCACGAGUUCCAGACACUGUCCACGGAAGGCUCUGCCAACCUGGCAGUGAUCAGCGGUGUGGCUGUUGGUGUCGUCUUGCUUCUAGCACUGGCAGGAGUCGGCUUCUUCAUCCAUCGCAGGAGGAGGAAACUGCGGGCCCGCCAGUCCUCUGAGGAUGUCUAUUUUUCCAAGUCAGAACAACUGAAGCCCCUGAAGACAUAUGUGGACCCCCACACUUACGAAGACCCCAACCAGGCUGUGCUCAAGUUUACCACCGAGAUCCACCCAUCCUGUGUCGCAAGGCAGAAGGUGAUCGGAGCAGGAGAGUUUGGAGAGGUGUACAAGGGGACGCUGAAGUCCUCCUCGGGGAAGAAGGAGAUUCCCGUGGCCAUCAAGACGCUGAAAGCCGGCUACACGGAGAAGCAGCGUGUGGACUUCCUGAGUGAGGCCAGCAUCAUGGGCCAAUUCAGCCAUCACAACAUCAUCCGCCUGGAGGGUGUAGUCUCCAAAUACAAGCCCAUGAUGAUUAUCACGGAGUACAUGGAGAAUGGAGCCCUGGACAAGUUCCUCAGGGAGAAGGACGGUGAGUUCAGCGUGCUGCAGCUGGUGGGCAUGCUGCGCGGCAUCGCGUCCGGCAUGAAGUACCUGGCCAAUAUGAACUACGUCCACCGGGACCUGGCCGCCCGCAACAUCCUGGUCAACAGCAACCUGGUCUGCAAGGUGUCCGAUUUCGGGCUGUCUCGUGUGCUGGAGGAUGACCCUGAGGCCACCUACACCACCAGUGGCGGCAAGAUCCCUAUUCGAUGGACGGCCCCAGAGGCCAUUUCCUACCGCAAGUUCACCUCGGCCAGUGACGUGUGGAGCUAUGGAAUCGUCAUGUGGGAGGUGAUGACUUACGGCGAGCGGCCUUACUGGGAGCUGUCGAACCACGAGGUCAUGAAGGCCAUCAACGACGGCUUCCGGCUCCCCACACCCAUGGACUGCCCCUCCGCCAUCUACCAGCUCAUGAUGCAGUGCUGGCAGCAGGAGCGGUCCCGCCGGCCCAAGUUUGCAGACAUUGUCAGCAUUCUGGACAAGCUCAUCCGAGCCCCCGACUCCCUCAAGACCCUGGCUGACUUUGACCCCCGAGUGUCCAUCCGGCUGCCCAGCACCAGCGGCUCAGAGGGAGUCCCCUUCCGUACAGUGUCCGAGUGGCUGGAAAGCAUCAAGAUGCAACAGUACUCGGAGCACUUCAUGGUGGCUGGCUACACAGCCAUUGAGAAAGUGGUGCAGAUGUCUAACGAAGACAUCAAGAGGAUUGGGGUGCGUCUUCCUGGCCACCAGAAGCGCAUUGCCUACAGCCUGCUGGGACUGAAGGACCAGGUGAACACGGUGGGGAUUCCUAUCUGAGUCCGACAGGGCCUUGGUGCCCACUUCGACCAACAAUACUUGAAAAAAAAAACCCAGUGGUCUCCCUGCCGACCCUUGCUGGGUCACUGCUAGGACGUUAUUUAUUUUUACUUCUUCCGUGCCACCGUGAGGACUCUGCAGGGGGAUCUUGAACGACACCCUGGCCUACGGGAACGCGUGGAUGCUGGGCAGGUACCUCUUGCCUUUUUCAAGGACCCAGCUAAGCACUUAGCAGUUGCCAUUCAUUCCCAGCAUCCCUUGGCUAGAGUGACACCAAGACCAUUGAUUUCGAUGCAGGACAUUUCCAAAUGGACCUCCCCAACGAGCCACCUCAGGCGAGCGCUCAGCCCAGGACCGUAUGAGGAGGGCACUGUAAGGCCCAGCCCUAGUUAGAGGGUUGUUAUGGACUUGGCUGGGUGGAGCCAUGGCAAUCUUCCAGUGCCUUCUACAGACCCAGGGCCCUGCCUUCUGCCCUCAAGGGCUAGUUUCUUGCUUUCCUAGGGCCUCUCAGGAUGCUUGGUUGUGUUGAGGUUUUUUUAAAUAUAUAUUUUGUACUUGUGGAAAGAAUGAGUGUGUGGCAGAGACCUUGCCAGGGCUGGGGACAGAGAGGGUACCCUGCAACAGACAUUCCUGGGCUUGGGGAUCGGCUGCACUCACAAGAGACUCACCGUUCAGUCACCCCAUCUCUAGCCCCUUUGGACGACUGUCGCUGUCAGUGUUACUGAUUUGUUUUAUUGGGUUGUUUUUGUUCCGUUUUGGUUUUUUUUUUUUUUGAACCUUAACUUAUUAUUUUUUUUUAUAUUUAUUGUUAGAAAACAACUUAUUUCUGCUCUGGAAUAAAGCUGCAGAUGGUUCAAACUGA
This is a messenger RNA of Meriones unguiculatus (Mongolian gerbil), 3922 nucleotides long. It is a transcript of the gene Epha2, whose product is annotated as EPH receptor A2. The record is from RefSeq and is a predicted model, not a curated record. Gene Ontology annotation, molecular function: ATP binding; transmembrane-ephrin receptor activity; protein binding. Lineage: Eukaryota; Metazoa; Chordata; Mammalia; Rodentia; Muridae. Bases 127 to 3060 code for a protein of 977 amino acids. The transcript is spliced from 17 exons. Gene Ontology annotation, cellular component: plasma membrane; neuron projection. Gene Ontology annotation, biological process: cell surface receptor protein tyrosine kinase signaling pathway; protein phosphorylation; axon guidance.